Molecule: messenger RNA, 647 nt
Organism: Owenia fusiformis
Lineage: Eukaryota; Metazoa; Annelida; Polychaeta; Sabellida; Oweniidae
Source: the annotation of a GenBank genome assembly
AUUAUUUCAAAUAGGAAAGAACAGGCGUGAUCGAAAAGAAACAUCCAGUUGCCAAACUUUUGAAGGGGGUGUAAAUGAGCUAGGUAAGGUUCAAGAAGGCCAUAACCAUUCUAAGAUAAGUGUUGAAAGUACAUUUCACAUAGUUUUAAUAACUCACUCAUAUGCUGUAUUUUCAACUUCCAUUAGCAUAUGAUUUUAACAAACAAUUUAAUGACUGACAACUGAAUCCAUGAUUAAGUUCUUUCUGAUAUUGUCCAUGGUGUACAUUUACCAAAUGUAUGAAGAGAUUAGUCAGGAAGAUAAAGAGUUCUGUCCAGUUGAGUGCCUCCACUACUGCAAUAUCACCUGGCAUGCUACUGGAAUGUGUGUGCCACAUGAUGGGGAACAGUUACCAUGCCAACGAGCUAGUGCAGGGAAGGAUGGAAUCUCAGGAUAUGAGAACUGUUUCUAUGACGAUGAACAUGUUUAUGCAUGCUGCUAUGUCAACAUUGUGGAAUAUGAUCAUACUGAAGGAGUAGAUAGUGAAUCAGCUUGAUCGGACAAUUUGUUUGCAUUUUCAUAUGUAUUGGAAUCUGCUAUACAGCUGGGUUGGAUAACUUUGUUAUGAAGCAUUUUGUCAAAUAGCUCUAAUUAUUGAAUAAUUUUGU